UUAAAAAACCAAUUUCCCGAUUUUCUAUAUCGUAAUCGUAAUAUGUAUACAUCUCUCACGCACAAAUAAUUACAUAAACACCCCCUCAAAAAUCCCCAAAUCAAUCAAUCUAAUCAAAUCAAUGGCCACCACCGCAACCACCACAACCGUCACCGCCGGCGAUCCCAACAACCACCACCGCCUUCAUCUAAACUCAAUUCCAACAAUUGACCUUCGUCUAUUAUCACAAUCCGAACUCUAUUCUCUAUCCAAACACUCCAAUUCCUCUUCCACUUCCAAUCUAAACGACGUCGUUAUACCUAAAAUCGACCGUUCCGUUUUCAACGAGUCCGCCGGUAGCCGGAAACAGACUUACUCACGCCUACGCCUUCUCCCUGCCACGUCAUCCGCGUCGGUGAGUUCCACGGCUGUUCUCCAUCGCACGCCUACGCGCACUCCGCAUCUCCGCGCGUCGGUUUCUCGCACUGCUGGUAAUUUGAUUGAUAAUGAUAUUCAUUAUAAUGAUAAUGAUCCAGAACAGGUUGAAAACUCUCAAAUUAUUCGUGUGUUGAAGGAAUUGUUUAAUUGUAAUGCUAGUUUAGACAGUGAUGUAGAUAAUGUCAAAAAUGACGUCGGUUUGGUUAGUUCGAACCCUAGUGUUAGCGAUUCUAUUGCCAAAAAUGAUGCUGUUUAUGUCGAUGCAAACCCUAAUGUUAACGAAUCGGUUCCGGUUGAAGUCAGAAAUGACGAAAGUGUAAAAAAUGUUAAGAAUGAUGUAGGCUCGAGCUCUAUUUUUAAGGAUUCUGUUCCGGUUGAAUCUGUAAAUGAUGAAAAUGUAAACAACGAUGAAUACAUUAAGAGCGAUGUUGUUUCUGAAUCGUUGAAUACUGAAAUGAAGAGAAAGAGAGGGAGGCCACGGAAAAAUGAGAAUGCUGUGUUGGUUAGCUCACCGGAAGCAAAGAGGAUGCGUAAUAGUUAUGUUAAGAAAUUAGUGGUGUAUGAUAACGAUAGAGAUAAAGAAAUUUUGAAUUGUAAUGGUGACAAAGUGAAUUUGGCCGAAUUAGGGAGAUUGGAGGAUCCGUAUGGACCGGAAAUUAGGAGGAGGACUGAAGGGAUGACGAGUCAAGAUGAGUUAUUAGGGUUUAUGAGAGGUUUGAAUGGAGAGUGGGGGACUACAAGGAAGAAGAGGAGAGUUGUUGAUGCAAGUGAUUUCGGAGUUUUUUUGCCUAAUGGAUGGAGGCUGAGUUUGGCUGUGAAGAGGAAAGAUAAUCGUGUGUGGUUGUUUUGCCGGCGUUACCUAAGUCCUAGUGGUCGGCAGUUUGAGUCAUGCAAGGAUGCAUCUAUGUAUUUGGUCUCCAUUGUUGGAGAAGAAAACUUGGAUAACCUAAACUUCACUCAGAACAUUGAUUGUGAUGACUCUGCUUUAAAAGGAGCUUUAGGGAAUGCUACAGAGCUGCAUGCACAGGAAGACCUAAAAGGAGAUAGCGUUGUUCACAGUAUAUCAGAACCACCAAUAUCUUUACCAUCAGACUUUGAUAAACAAGUUGCAUCAGACAUUGUGGAUUCUGUUUCUGUACAAGCAGAAGAAGUUUACAAGUGCCUUAAGUGCUGCAUGACCUUUAAAGGAAGGAUUGAUUUGUUGGACCAUGAGGCGUUAGUUCACAAAGAAGAUUUAGCUCCAAUUGAAGUCAAAAGAGACGACAUAAAUAGUGUGGUUUCUGAAUCGUUGAAUAAUAAAAUGAAACUGAAGCGAGGGAGACCACGAAAAAAUGAGAAUGCUAUUUUUACUGAUUCUCCAGCAACAAAGAGAAUGUGUAAUGAUACGACUAAGAAAUUAAUUGUUUAUGAUAAUGCUAAGGAUAGAGAAAUUGUGAAUUGUAGGGGUGUGAAAGUGAAUUUGGUGAACUUGGGGAGAUUGGAGGAUCCGUAUGCAUUGGAAAUUAGGAGGAGGACUGAGGGCAUGUUGACUCAAGAUGAGUUGUUAGGGUUUAUGAGAGGUUUGAAUGGACAGUGGGGGACAACGAGGAAGAAGAGGAGGGUUGUUGAUGCAAGUGAUUUUGGAGAUGCGUUGCCUAAAGGAUGGAAGCUGAGUUUAGCUGUCAAGAGGAAAGGAGGCCAUGUUUGGCUGUUUUGUCGCCGCUACAUUAGUCCUAGUGGUCGGCAGUUUGAGUCAUGCAAGGAAAUAUCUACAUACUUGCUUUCUGUUGUUGGAGAAGAGAACUUGGAUAAACCAAAUUGUGAUAACUCUUCCUUGGAAGGAGCUUCUGGGAAUGCUACAGAUGAUUAUGCUGGCCAGGAAGGCGCACAAAGAACUAGCCCUAUUCAUAAUCCAUCAGCAUCGCCAAUUAGUUCACCUACACACUGCGAGAAAAAAGUAAUUUUUAAAAGCGUGGAGCCUGUACAAGUAGAAGAGAUUUUCAAGUGUCUAAAGUGCUUCAUGAUCUUUGAAGGAAAGAUUGAUCUAUUGGAUCACCAGGCGUUGGCUCACAAAGAUGAAAGAUCCCAACUUGGUUCUGAAACAUCUGACUGGAGUAUAGUAAUAGGUGGGAUAUUUGAGUGCAAUCUCUGUCAUCAGACAUUUUAUGAGAAGAACCAGUAUAAUGCGCAUAUUGGGACUCAUGAUACAAAGGAGAAUAUGACUUAUGACGCAUCAGAAACUCCACUUGCAGAACAAACUUCUGACCCUGUAAUGAUUUCAUCUGAAAACUAUGUUGCAAGAGAAAAUUACGAUGCACUAUUUGAUGAUACCCUCAUAUCUGGUUCUCCUGAAAGUGAUCAUAACGUAAGUUCUGGCAUAGAAUCUAAAGCGGACAAGCUUGUUCAUGAUCUUAAUAUGAAUGGGGAUGUUUUAGCUGAAGAGUCUGGUGAUAGGACUGGAAACAAUUGUAAUGAAUAUAACAAUGAAGACUUUGUUCCCAAAUCUGAUUUUUGUUUGGGUGAUGAAGCUUCUAUGUCUAUUAAUAAAAGCAAUGGGGAGUUUAAAACAUCUGGUCAACCAGUUGAUUGCAAUGAUGACAUAUCCGAGUGUAUUCCUGAUCAAGGUACAAAUCCUGCAAGCUGUCGCUUUUCUUCUUUAUCUAAUGAACAGAUGGAUGGUGGCUGUGCUGUCAUUGAAAACGAUAUAGGUCAUAUUUCUUAUGGUCACGAUGCAGUUUCUGAUGCUAAUGUUCAGACUUCAAGCAUCUGUGAAAAGAAGGGUUUCCAAGAAAACAUCAAUGAUACACAUAUCUGUAGUUCCUUUGGUGAGUUGCCAUCUGAAAAGGAGAUAGCUUUCGGCAGUGACUCAUUGUGUGAGGUUUCCCAUGGCGAUCUUGCCUUUGAUGAAGAUGGUUUGACUGAAGGGAAGAAGCUUUCUAAUUCAGAAAGCCUUUCCCUUUUUUCACAAAGUAGUGAUACAUAUAAAGCCGUUAAUAAUGCAAGUAUGGUAUCUUCUAAAGAGCAAGAGUCUUCUCAAAAAGUAGGUUGUGCCGGUGUUCAUCAGGUACCUCAUGGCUUUGAUGAAAAUAGAUUCUCUUAUGACAUUGCAAGGUCCAAAGUUAAUGAACAAUACGAAGUCAGGAGCACAUAUGACGGCUAUAAGGAAAAGGAACCUGUGAGUAAGCAAAAUGUUUACGUUGGGAACAAUAUGAACAAUGUUUCUUUAGACAAAUCAAGGGUAGCCAAUUUAGGUGAGUUCCAAGCUGCCAGGAAUAAUGAAUCAAUCAACAAUGGUUCUUUGAGCAGCCGUCAGAAUGGGUUAAAUGCAGGUGUUAUGCCUUUUAACACAGGAAAAAAUCUGGAAGUCUCUUCGCUAGCUUCUCAUGAGAAUGAGCAAGCAUUUGGCUUUCAAGAUGAUGUAAGUGGUCUCUAUGACAACACUCAGGAGAGCUCAGAAAGGGGAUUGCUUGAUCAUUUCUGCGUUGCUGAAACCUCUGAUGAUAUUUUUGGGAAUAAGAUAUAUUCUACACCACUAGACGGACUUAAAUUUGAUGAAGGUGUUCAUGAGUUAAGCCUUGCUUUUGGAAAUUCUAAUCCUCAUGCUCUAUAUGCAGAUACAAUUAGUGUUAAUGAGCAGAAAAAAGAUGGUGUAAAUAGUGCACUCGUUCCAUCUAAGAUUGAGGAACCUUUUGAUGUCCAAACUGAUUUAAGUAUGGUUAAUAAUAGUAUGGUCGAGGAUCUCAGAAGGGGAAGCGACUCAGUUAGCGAAUCAUUUAGUUUAUCCUGUAGUGGUGAGAGUAGGGCUUUACAACAUAAUGGUAAUUCAGGUUACCUGGGUGGAACGUGGCAGGAUCUCAGAUCAAAUGAAUUUAGAAGUUCUGAAGACCAUAAGUUUAUGGUAGGUUCUGGUAGCAAUCAAAGCCAGUGUAAUGAAGGUCUGCCCCGUGGUAUGUGGAAACCUAAUCAAGCAAAUCAACUGCAAAGUGGCUUAGUGAAUCCUCAUGCACCGAUCCAGUCUGCUGGCUUUCAUACGUUUGACAUAAUGUCUGACAAGGCUGAAGACGGAGUCUUAAGAUUUGAUGGAAGGUAUAAUGACAGUUUGAGUACAAGUAAAUCUGAACCUGUGGAGUUCAGAUUUCUAACUGGCCGAUCUGACCAUAAUCCGCAUGCUCUUCAAGGGGGUUCCAGGGUAUCUCCAUACAACGCUGGGAUGGAACAAGGUUUUGACUCCACAUUUUGGAUGGGAAAGAAUGGCAUGAUGCCAAAUAUGGGUGGCAGGAAUAUGGUAACUAGUAUAUGUGCGUGGUGUAGGAAUGAAUUUCAUCUCCCGGCCAUGGCUUUUCAUUUUCAAACACAAAGUGGAGUUGGUUCUCUGUGUCCGACAUGCAGUGCAGGGAUGUCCGGACGAGCCAACAUGUUGUAGCAGACUAGCAUAGAUUUCUGCUUUAAGUAGGUUAUAAAUCACUUGAUGACAAGAAUUCUGGCAUAAGAUGUUCAACAGCAUAUGUAAAAUACUGAGUUGGUAAUUUUACCAUCAAUCUACUUUCCUCAGGCAAAGAAGACGAGAAGAACAGAAUUUGUAUAUCUGGUUUUUGUAUAUGCCACAUCUAUCAUGGUAAUUGUUCAAUUCUUGUAUGUUUGUUAAAAUAUCAGGGAUUAGUUAUUGUAUUUCCAUCUUUACUUUUGAUAUGAAAAUAUUAAGAUUAGUUAACCUUAGCCUUAAUGAGAUGCUUCUGCUGCUUAUGAAAUUCAAGAGUUUAAUUGA
Molecule: messenger RNA, 5161 nt
Organism: Erigeron canadensis
Lineage: Eukaryota; Viridiplantae; Streptophyta; Magnoliopsida; Asterales; Asteraceae
Exons: 7
Coding region: 122-4819 (1565 amino acids)
Molecular function (GO): DNA binding
Source: RefSeq, a predicted model, not a curated record